ACACGCACACUAUCACACAGCUACAGCGUACGCGUGCAUUAAAUUAACCUUUUUUGUUUCCUCACUUUCCGGAGUGCGAAACUCGUAUCUCUGGGUCCUUUUCCGAGUCAAUUUCCAGCACAAUAUGGACCGUAUAAUGUCCACCAUUGUGUAGCAUCAUCGUUUAUCCUUGCCCUCCAUCCGAAGUCCAGUUGCCCCCUCCGGUUCCAACCAGACACUUCCAAAAAAGGUACUUUUCGUGCCCUAGGGUAAGAUGCAUUCGUGUUGAGAAACAGCCAAUACACCUGAAGUAGUUGCAUUUCGUGCUGAAGUUUCGCGGUGAAAUUGUGUUCAAAAGUGCCAAACUUUGGGUUGAUGAUUUGCGUUGCGUUAUCAACGAUUAGUUGUGCUGUACUUUCUUAUCUUUCCCGCAACAUAGUGGCUUGCAGAUAGUGGUUAAAUAGUGGUGCAUCAAAGUGAUUAUACCGUUUCAAGUCGUUCAUUUCAUUAUGGUGAUCGCGGCAUUCACUGUUCGGUAGUGACCUGAAUGCUGCUGUUUCUGUGCGCGAGAAGCGAAGAUUAGCCUCACCAACUCGCCACUGAAAAAGGGCUAUUAAAACCGACUCAAGGCUACAGAGCCGUAAAUUUUUCGCCAACCAUAAAAAGAACCAGUUCAGUGCUGCAGUGCUGUGUGUGCGGUGAUUCGUGCACAAGAAGACGAGUUUCUUGAAGUUCCGGAGCGCAGAUUAAACCCCGAAAAGAAGCAGUGCAGAAAAGGCCGAAAAAGAAAAGCGAGGAGGCUUGCUUCAACGCUGAAAUUCUUCUCUCCAGUUAUGGAAUGAGGACGAAAGUCCAGGAGAAGAAAGGAAAAAUGUCAACGGAUGAACAGCAGCAGCAGCACCAGCAGCAGAACCAAAUUCCCAACAUUGCCGGAACGAUCCUUAUCGGCGGUAUCGGUGGCCUAGAUGGUGGCCAGCAGAAGCAGGCACAAUCACAGCACAAUCAGCACCCACACCACCUACAGCAGCCGCAUCAUCUGCACAGCUACGCCCAUAUACUACCUCAUUUGCAUCAGUUCAGUACGAUGACCGGUUCAAACCCGGCCAGCCUGACCGGCGGCGGUACGGGCGCCUCGAAGCUACCCUCGAAAAGCUCACCCCUCGGACCGUCCCCGUUCCGGCAGCUGCUUCCGGUGACGCUGUGCAUCAUAUCGUUCGCGACCGUACUCAGCAUACUGAUUAUCUACAUGGACACCACGGAAAUACGCCAUCAACAGUUUCGGCUAAAUAUGUCGCGCGACUACGAUCUGAUGGGUGUACCGCAGGACAAUCCGGCACUCGUCAAGUACGUGCGGGAUAUACACAUGAAAAAGUACCCGAUGACGUUCAUGCGCAACGCGAAUGCACCGGUCGAGCAGCUGAACUUUACCAACCGGCACGAGCUGACACCGGAGAUGGCACACCUGAUAUCGGACCUGCUCGGCCGGAAGCGUUUCGGAACGUUCUUUCAAUCGCUAACCGGUAACAGUGACUCGAUGAUGACCGCCCCGUGGCUGGCGGAAACGAUGAACUGGGGCGGCUACCUGGUGGAACCGGAUCCGCGUAAAUAUUUUUCGCUACGCAAACAGAACGCCUUCCGGUCGAACGUACAGGUCAUACACGCGUGCCUAUCGCCGAACACGUACCCGAAGGAGGUUACGCUGCACCACGACGACGACAGUGAGGUACAGAUAAACAGCGUGCUGGACGAAGAGACGGAAUGGUUUCACCCGCGGGUCAAGUGCUUCCCAGUGUACACGCUAAUGCUGGCCGUCAAUCGAACAUCGAUCGAUUUGCUCAGCCUUGGCUGCCACGGACAGGAAUUGCAGAUUCUACAAACCAUCCCCUUCGAUCGUGUACACAUUAAAGUCAUCUCGAUCCAUCUGGUGCAUUACUACGAGGAGGACGAAAUGAUUAUCGAUGUUGAUGAGUACGUGCAGAGCAUCGGACGCUUCCUGAUGAGCAAAUCGUACAAGCUGGUACGCAGCAUGGAUCGCAACUUUAUCUACCAACAUUUGUCGGUGCUUUCGGCAGCCAAACAACGCCAGCGACAACAGCAACAGCAGCAAUCCUUCUCUGUGGCCGAUCAUAUGUUACAGUCCCAACAGCAACCUUCCAUACCAGCGCGUGGCAAUGCUAUUAGCUCCGAUGAAAAGCCCGAUGCUAUGAUGGCUAUCCGCAAGGGUCAGGAAAUUAUGGGCAAACCGGUCUCACUUGCACAACCUUCUUCGACAUCAACUACAACAGCACCAUCAACAACCGCCUCCACGACUCCAGUAUCGUCGACGAUUAGUUCCAACGGUGGUGGAAAUUUGGCUUUCAGCUCGGAACGAUUUGACAAACUAAUGUUGCUGCGUGGUGGAGACUCCGAACCGUUCGAUGGUGGCGAUUCGGAGUUUAGUGCCAGUUCAGCCGAUUCGAGUUCGCUCGUCGAGGACAACGACACAUCCGAUAGUGACGAUGCAAUGCAACAGGAGCAGGAUAAGCAGCUGCUAGACAAGGAACCGGAUGUUGAUCUGGAACAAACGGUAAUGACACAACCGCUGGAGGAGAUUGAAAAUGGAUCGGUAGGUGUCGAUGGUUCACCCGUACCUCCGAUGGUAACGUCGUUGAAAUGAUAGAAGAAAAUAUGAACCCACCAGAGAAAGAGAGAGAGAGAGAGAGCCAGUACGCUUGAAUCGAAUUUUAUCAACUUAAAGCUACCAGUCCAGCAUUCCACAUUCUUAUUGUUUACAACUUAGCUGGUUAAAUGGCCUCACGAUGAUGGUGUGAUGAUGUGUGGUUUUGUGUACGACUCUCGCGUUUUUAAAAGUUGUGCCCCCACCUUAUUGUCACACAUUAUUCGGACGGUGAUAGAGAAAAUUGCCUUAAUAUUUUCCUGCAUUAUUAUUUUUUCGCUUAAAGUUUUCAUUUAAUUGUAACGAUACGAAGCGCAUAUUGUACCGUUCAUGAUGGUAGAUUAAACUUUUUAUUAAUAGUAUCCGUUUACCGAACACCCAAUGCAAUGAAUUACAAAAAGGGGAAGAACGAACAAAUGGAAACAUGCAUUUAACUCAGAAUGAAAUCGCUUCCCGUUCGUUUUCCUGAUUGCCGGUGAAGUAAAUUUAGUUUUUCAAUUUGAAGCUUUUUUUUAAAACAAUUUCCUAAAUCAAUUAUCUACCUUUUUCCUGUAACAUUAGCAUAACAGCAGAUAGAAGAGCGAUAGAAAUUUAUUUUGAUAUUUAAAAGCUGGAAAGUUUUUUUAAAAAGAAAAAGUAGCAUUGAAUCAAGAAACGGAAAGCAAUACAUUUCUGUCCUAGUUAUUGCGUAGGCCGUAAAAAAAGGCAAAUAUCGUUUAUUUGAAUGUAACGGCAGCGCGUUAACACGUUAAAUGCGUUAUGAAAUUUUAAACACAUUUCUACAAUUUAUCUCUCGGAAGUUUCAAAGGAUGCGUGCAAAGGAUGAUGGUGCGCAAAUCCAAAUGAAAUAACGAUUCCUUUUAUACAAUUAUUACCUGUGCACUCGUUUGAAGCGUAUUUACAGAUAGUUACUAGUUGAAAGGAAGAGUAGAAUUUAUCUUGCGAACGGUUUGUUAAUUCACGCGACGCUAAAUAUUGAACAACAAUGCAGCAAUGGGCAAUUCGCGCGAUCGGUUUAUCUUUAUAUAUCUAUACAUAUAUUUAUAUACUAUUACUAUCGUUAAUGAAUUCUGCUCUCUGACAUAGUUUUUUUUUAUUCUUUCCCUCACACGUUGUUAGAUGUUAGUCCAAAACGGGUGUCUCUCUCCCGGUUACGAUACAUUAGCCUAAGGUGCCGAUAUCGUUUCCUUUCCGGCUUUCUUACAGUUAGGAAGUCAUUCAAAGCUCAACAUACGUGAUUUACCAUAUCAGAACGCUGAAUGAUUCCUAUUUUUUAAAAAAGAAAAACCUGUUUUGCUCAUUAUGAAAACAAACUCUAAUAUCAAAACUUCAGCCCCACGUCACAAACGGGGGAAAGACUGUGGGGAAAAGUUUUUACACAUAUAUAUGCAUAUUAGCUAUCCCAAUUGAGCGAAUGUUGGCAUUGAAUCUCAAGCACUGGAAUGGAAACAUAAAGGUGAACACGGUGAACACGAGAUAAAUCGAAUGUGACUGACCGAGACAAAAUGAGUAGUGUAAUGUAGUUUUAUACAUUCGUAACCACGGAACAAAAUCAUCUCCUUUUGUCCGGUUAGCAUUUCUUACCUAAACCGGUAUCCCUCUAUCGUUAAGCAAUUAGCAUGUAAGAAAGUGACAGUCCACAAGGGGUGCUGUGGUCCGACCUUACACUACUACUAGCCCGGAAGGAAGAAAAUGAACAAUCUCCGGACAAUGUAAUAAAGACGAACGAAACAUUUCUUUUACUUUA
Anopheles funestus (African malaria mosquito) is the source of this 4382-nucleotide messenger RNA. RefSeq names its product protein Star (gene S). The record is from RefSeq and is a predicted model, not a curated record. The coding region runs from base 818 to 2635 and encodes 605 amino acids. NCBI's taxonomy places the organism in Eukaryota, Metazoa, Arthropoda, Insecta, Diptera, Culicidae. The transcript is spliced from 5 exons.